GCAUUUUACGCUAAUCCUAACAAAAUGGCGACUGUUGUUGUUUUGCCGCAGGGUCACUGAUUAAAUCCGUUUAUCGUUUCGGCUAAUUUCGGCACACGUAGCGCGGAAACAGCGCCAGGAUACGGCCACGCACCGGAGGGGUCGACUCCGCCCGGGCUGAAAUGAAAGGCAAAGAGCGGUCGCCGAUUAAGAAGCGGUCCCGGGCCCUGGAAGAUAUACGAGACAGGGGAGGAUGUCAUCCGACCAGCAAGAAAAUGGGGGCUCUGUCCGUCUCCAGCGGGAGUAAUAAUGGGAACAGCUCGACGAAAGGCGACGGCGCCUCGACGAGGCGGAGCCUGCUCGGCGAGAAACGAGACCGGGACUUCGACGGCCACGGCCGGACUGCCAACAACCACAGCUGCCCGUCCGCCGCGGGCAAAAACCACAGCCUGAGCCUGACGCUGGAGCUGGCCGCGCCGAGGGGCGUCGCGUCGCGCGCGGAGCCGCGGGUCCAGCCGCCCGGCGCCGAGAGUGAGUACAAAACGCUGAAAAUCAGCGACCUGGGCUCGCAGCUGAGCGACGAGGACAUCGAGGACGGCCUGUUCCACGAGUUCAAGAAGUUCGGCGACGUGAGCGUGAAGAUGAGCCGCAGCAGCGACGGGCGCAUCGCCUUCGUCAACUUCCGGAAGCCGGAGGACGCGCGGGCCGCGAAGCACGCGAGGGGCCGGCUGGUGCUGUACGACCGGCCGCUGAAGAUCGAGGCGGUGUACGUGAACCGCCGCCGGAGCCGCUCCCCGCUGGAGAGGGACCUGUUCGCGGCGGCGCAGAGCCACAGACACCUGCAGAGACCGCUGUCGCCCACGGGGCUCGGCUACAGAGACUACCGGCUGCAGCAGCUGGCCCUGGGGCAGCUGCCCCCGCCGCUGCCGCCCCCUCUGCCCCGGGAGCUGGAGCGGGACCGGGAGUUCGCGCUGUUCGAGGCCCGCGCGCGUCCCGUCUUCAUCGCGGAGCGCGCCGCCUUCAGGGAAGAGGAUUUCAUCUCUCCUGAGGACGACCAGAGGGCCAACAGGACGUUGUUUCUGGGCAACCUGGACAUCAACGCCACGGAGGCGGACCUGAGGAGGGCUUUCGACAGGUUUGGGGUCAUCACAGAGGUGGACAUAAAGAGGCCCAGCAGGGGACAGACCAGCACCUACGGGUUUCUGAAAUUUGAGAACCUAGACAUGGCCCACCGUGCCAAGCUUAGCAUGUCUGGCAAAAUGGUGGGUCGCAACCCCAUAAAGAUAGGUUACGGCAAGCCCAUGCCCACCACACGCCUGUGGGUGGGGGGGCUCGGACCGUGGGUGCCUCUGACGGCCCUGGCCAGAGAGUUUGACCGCUUUGGGACGAUAAGGACCAUACACUACAGGAAGGGGGACACGUGGGCUUACAUUCAGUAUGAGAGCUUGGACGCUGCACAGGCAGCCUGGACGCACAUGAGGGGCUUCCCGCUGGGAGGACCGGAGAGACGACUCCGCGUGGACUUUGCGGACUCGGAGCACCGCUACCCGCAGCAGUUCCUGCAGCCUCUCCCCAUACCGCCGUUCGACAUGGUGGCCGAGUCCUUCGUUCACCGCGCCACGCCCGAACCGCUCCGCAUCAGGGACCGGACUCCUCCGCCCCUCCACUUCAGGGACAGGGAGCUCUUCCCCGGAGCCGACUGGCCCAACCCGGCCCUCCGCGAGCGGGUGCGCGCCUCGCCCUUUGAGCCUCUGGAACAUCUGGAGCGGAGGACGCGCGAGCCCUGGUCUCUGGAGAGGGAGCUGCAGGGACGAGAGCCCGUGCGCAAGCGCCGCGCAGCCGAGGAGGGACGCCACCUGGACCUGUCCCCCGACAGCACCGAGAGGACGGUGAGACGGAGACGGGCGUCCCCGGAGGGCAGCCCCGGAGGCAGCAGCAGAGACGGGGGGCGGUUCAGUGAUUCGGAGCGGCCCGUCCGGGGGGAGAGAGCCUCCCCGCUGAGAGAGCGCCACAGCAGCCUGGAGCGGGGCGGGACAGAGCGCAGGCUCAAAGGCCUCUCUGAUAAAGGGCCGUCCAGCGGCACCGGGGCAGCAGCCGGGGACCGCAAGCGGAAAGCGGUGGACGGCGGCAAAGGCCCCGCCAAGAGAGAGCGCUCUGACAGCAAGGGGGCCCAGCUGACCAAGUCGGACGGCACCAAACUCAGCCUGGCCUGGCAAGGCAUGCUGCUCCUGAAGAACAGCAACUUCCCGGCCAACAUGCACCUGCUGGAGGGCGACCACGGCGUGGCCAGCGACCUGCUGCUGGACGGCGCCACGGGGAGGCAGGUGAGCGAGCUGAAGAUCACGCAGCGCCUCCGCCUGGACCAGCCCAAGCUGGACGAGGUGUCGCGCCGCAUCAAGGUGGCGGGCCCCGGCGGCUACGCCAUCCUGCUGGCCGUCCCCGGCGCCACCGAGGACACGUGCGACUCGGCGGCGUCCACGCAGCGGCCGCUCCGCAACCUGGUGUCCUACCUCAACCAAAAACAAGCAGCCGGCGUCAUCAGCCUGCCCGUGGGCGGCGGCCGGGAUAAAGACAACGCGGGGGUCCUCCACGCUUUCCCCCCCUGUGAUUUCUCUCAGCAGUUCUUGGAUUCGUCCGCCAAAGUUCUGGCAAAAAGCAAAGAGGACUAUCUGGUCAUGAUCGUGGUCCGCGGAGCGUCGUAAGAAGUGACCGCGCGCACUAAGAUGAAGCGGAGAUUAGCAAAGAGGAGUAAAAAAAAAAGAAAAAGAAAAGAAGAGAUCUGCUGUAUGUCAGUAAUUAUUGCAUGCUGUGUGUUCUGCAUCCUGGGGUUCAGUAGUGUGCUUCUCCAGUGUUUGAAUGUUGCCAUAUAAUUCACUACAAGGACAAACGGUGCCCUUCCAUAAAACUAAAAGGUCAUUUUUCUUUUCUUUUAAGUACUUUUCAACUGGGUGAUUGAACCCGAUCACAACCACAAGCCUGUUGCAUUAUCAAAAUUUCUGGGAAAUGGUUAAAUAUAAAGGGGAGAAAUUCAAGCCUCAUAAAGUAUAUGAGCCUUUAGGUCAUAUGGAGAUUUAGUUUCUGUUUCUUGGGUUAUCUACAAGUGAAAAGGGUUACUU
Messenger RNA from Fundulus heteroclitus (mummichog), 3095 nucleotides. RefSeq names its product RNA binding motif protein 15 (gene rbm15). The coding region runs from base 162 to 2681 and encodes 839 amino acids. Gene Ontology annotation, molecular function: mRNA binding. Gene Ontology annotation, cellular component: nucleus. The transcript has a single exon. Lineage: Eukaryota; Metazoa; Chordata; Actinopteri; Cyprinodontiformes; Fundulidae. Gene Ontology annotation, biological process: regulation of alternative mRNA splicing, via spliceosome. The record is from RefSeq and is a predicted model, not a curated record.